This is a messenger RNA of Trichophyton rubrum CBS 118892, 2374 nucleotides long. RefSeq lists its product as uncharacterized. The record is from RefSeq and is a predicted model, not a curated record. Gene Ontology annotation, molecular function: serine-type endopeptidase activity. Lineage: Eukaryota; Fungi; Ascomycota; Eurotiomycetes; Onygenales; Arthrodermataceae. Gene Ontology annotation, cellular component: membrane. Bases 232 to 1491 code for a protein of 419 amino acids. The transcript is spliced from 3 exons.
UGUUGUUUUUAGACGGAUUUAAUAAAGUCGAAGAUCUUAUCUCUCACGUGACUUGAUCUGAUAAGACGCCCUUGUCUUCCUAUCAAAAAGACGAAAAGACGAAAAGAAGCAAAAAGGACGAAGAAAAGAUUAAAGACCCGGGAUCCAGCAGUUCAGACAAAAGAUUAACUCACCUAUAGCGCGAUUGAAGAGAUAGUCAGGGAGACGCCUGCCGUCAAAACCGACAGAGAGAUGAACAAUGCCGCCACGAUAGCAUGGCGGACUCCAUGCCGAUGGAUUCAUGCUUAUUCUCGAACUUCCUCGGCCAGAUCCUCCCUUCUAGACCAGCUACACCUCAUAUACCCCUCGUCAAUAAGACCGCGAAGCGCAUUACGAUGUUUAUCCAGCAAAACGCCAACCUCACGCAAAGCCAGCCAGAGGGCUCCCGGCUCUCAAACUCGUGAAAUCACAGCUGCUUUCCCUGAGCGAGACCUGCCAGCACCGCAGAUUGCCCAGAUAUUUGGCACUGCCACCCUACCUGCGAAACUGGGCAACCAGAUCCUCCGAGCGUUACAGGACCAGCGAGUAUCAGGCACACUUGAUCUACCCCUACCAGACGAGAUCACCCGUGUUGUACCUCCGCACAUCAUCGAUGCCGGUCUAGCGUGGCUGCGAAGCAAGCAUCCCAUGGACGAAGACGCCGCUAUCUUGGCGAGAAUCGAACGAGAAGAGCAGGAGGAGGAAGAGCAGCUGAUACGCCGGGCAGAGGAACUGGGCCUGUACAAGCCACAGAGCGGGAAGUUUGGAUCUAGCACCACCAAGGAAGGAGAUGUGUAUGGGAGCAGUGUCCUCGAUGAAGUCCGGAAGAAGAAUAUAAAAGAGAGCAAGCAGAUGGAAGAAAAACAAAGACAAGACUGGCUCGACGGUGAAGCGAAGCGGAUUGAACAGCUUCAGGCUCGGGCAGAGAAACUCAAGGGCAUACAAAAGUAUGAGUCGCAGGAGCUUACAGAGGGUGAGUAUAAUACAUCCUUUUUGAAGCUAUAUAGCCCUGUUAACAUCCAUCCAGCACGCCCACGAGCUGAUCCCGAACAACGGCCUGCACUAGCCUGGAUUCAACAGCAGCAUGUCAAAGCAACUUCAACAACCGAUGCCUCGAAACUUACAACUGCUGGCCGUCUCUUACCAUCCCUUGCAGUCGUUGCUCUAACCCUUGGGCUCUGCUACGUCUUCUCUGAAUCCUACGAAGCUCCGCUCCAUAACCAGCGAAUGUGGCCUGAUAUCCAGCCUGCAGCAGCCACGUUGACAGCCAUAGUAGGCCUAAAUGCAGGCGUAUUCCUGCUCUGGAAGUUCCCACCAGCCUGGAGAUUGCUGAACAAAUAUUUUAUCAAUGUUCCCUACUACCCAUACGCUGCCAGUGUGGUUGGAAGCGUCUUCAGCCAUCAGCAGCUUCGUCAUCUUGGGUCAAAUAUGUUUAUUCUAUGGUUCGUCGGGAAGAAACGUAAGUACGCCUAGUAUUGUUCCGGAUUAUAUCCAAUCCACUAACUUGGAUAGUACACGAUGACAUUGGCCGAGGAGAUUUUGUAGCCGUGUAUUUAUCCGCCGGUGCCUUUGCGACGUUCUCUUCAUUUGCCAUCCGAGUUUUGUCAAAUACGCUGACUGUCUCGUCAUUGGGAGCAAGUGGCGCCAUAUCCGGCGUCGUUGCAAUGUGGUGUAUUCUUCACUCCAAGUAAGUCAAUAGGCUCAAACGCAUCAGUGAAAUAGCAUCAUUCCAAUCUAACAUUGGCGUAGUGAGAGACUCACGAUUGCAUUCCUUCCGCGUGAAUGGCAGGAGAAGAUAUCUGCUUCAGGAUCGACAUUCCUGUGUGCUAUCAUACUUGGAGAGCUACUGAAUUUCAUACCGGCCUUCCGCUUUUUUGCAGUGGAUUUGUGGUCUCAUCUAGCAGGAUAUGGUGCUGGCAUAGUUCUUGGGUUACUGUGGAAGGAGAAGAAAGAACGUGAGCGGAGGAGAAAUCCUCCGAGUUGGCUGAAGUCAUUUGGACUCUGAUGAACAUGUACAUAAGUGUAAUAUACCUCAUUCAAUGAAGCUGUUGUAUUCUCUGCCGAUAAGUAGGGUGGAAAAUAGUAUCACUGCUAGUACAUACAAAAACAAGGUAAACAUAACAUAAUAACAGCAUGGACAGGGACUGAUGAUUAGUCCAGCUGGUACCCGAAGGAGAAGCUGGAUCGCUGCGUAUGUGCAGGUCAAUAGGGGAAAUAAAACAUAACACGUUACAGAUAGGAAUGGAAAUUAUGAUAACACGGGGGUAUUUCUCUUCUACCCGGAAAGCCGAACGUUAGUUAACGAGUCGUAUCGCUAUCGUUCAUGUCAAGGUUUUACGCCGAAGGAGCAGCCUGC